Molecule: messenger RNA, 123 nt
Organism: Scutellospora calospora
Lineage: Eukaryota; Fungi; Glomeromycota; Glomeromycetes; Diversisporales; Gigasporaceae
Source: the annotation of a GenBank genome assembly
CAGAGAUAUUACAAAGCUAAAUGAAGAGAUGGUAGAAACUUCGAGAGAAAACCUUGCUGGAUCUAUAGAAGAACUUAAUAUCCAGAUCCAAGAUAAGCUAUCUGAAUCAUGGCUUAGGCCAAA